Chinchilla lanigera (long-tailed chinchilla) is the source of this 1183-nucleotide messenger RNA. It is a transcript of the gene Nat9, whose product is annotated as N-acetyltransferase 9 (GCN5-related, putative). The transcript has 7 exons. Gene Ontology annotation, molecular function: N-acetyltransferase activity. Gene Ontology annotation, biological process: protein acetylation. NCBI's taxonomy places the organism in Eukaryota, Metazoa, Chordata, Mammalia, Rodentia, Chinchillidae. The coding region runs from base 207 to 827 and encodes 206 amino acids. The record is from RefSeq and is a predicted model, not a curated record.
CCGGCCUGGCGGGGAAACAUGGGUAGCUGGGAGAGGCGGGUGACAGAGUUUUGAGUGCGCUUUCUCGGAAGUGUUUGGAAGGAAAAAAGGUCGAGAGGCCCUUCUGUCAAUUUAGCUCCACCCCAGCAAGAGAACCGGCGCCCAUCCUAAGUGAGGAAAACGCAGCGUCCUGCAGUCUUUGCUGACCCCUACCUGCAGGCGCUACCAUGAGGUUGAAUCAGAACACUAUGUUGCUGGGGAAGAAGGUGGUCCUGGUACCCUACACCUCAGAGCACGUACCUAGGUACCAUGAGUGGAUGAAAUCAGAGGAACUGCAGCGUUUGACAGCCUCAGAGCCAUUGACCCUGGAGCAGGAGUAUGCGAUGCAGUGCAGCUGGCAGGAGGACGAUGACAAGUGCACCUUCAUUGUGCUGGACGCAGAGAAGUGGCAGGCCCGGCUAGGCCCUGCUGAAGAGAGCUGCAUGGUGGGCGAUGUGAACCUCUUCCUCACGGAUCCGGAAGACCCCACUUUGGGGGAGAUUGAGGUCAUGAUUGCAGAGCCCAGCUGCAGGGGCCAGGGCUUCGGCACGGAGGCUGCUCUCCUGAUGAUGUCCUAUGGAGUGACCAAGCUAGGUCUGACGAAGUUUGAGGCAAAAAUUGGGCAAGGAAAUGAACCCAGUAUCCGGAUGUUCCAGAAACUUCACUUUGAGCAGGUGGCCCUGAGCAGCGUCUUCCAGGAAGUGACACUUAGACUGACAGUGAGUGAGCCUGAGCGGCAGUGGCUUCUGGCUCAGACCAGCCAUGUGGAGGAGAAGGCUUACAGAGACGGGUCAGCAGAGCACCAGUGACAGCCAGGCCCUGGCCGCCCCUCUGCAGGAGCUGGGCGUGGGGCCUAGCCACUCCAAGGACCAGAGCUCUUCGCAGGAGAUAAAUGUGUGGUCCCUUUGGUCCCAGUCCAAACUGGGAGUCACCUUUCAAGGACCUUCAGACUUGGGCUGGGUUUGCCUUGGCCUCUCCCUGACUGGCGCCCUGACUUCUCUUCACCUCUCGGCCAGACUGACUCAGAUGCCCCUGGAUACAUGGCAAGAAUCUACUGGGAAGGGCAGGGUGGAAGUGGGCAUGGACAGGCCUUCCUCUGCAGGACCAGAGCUACCACCUGGGGGCAGCACCCUGGCUGAGAGUAAAGCACUGGGUGGCCAGCUUC